AUGGCUCCACGCAAAACCCGUGCGUCUUCUUCUACCAAGCAUCGUCCAAGUAACAUGAAGAGAGUGCUCAGACGUCGCGAAACGGAUAAAACACCAGCAAAAGAGUCCAAGACGGACGUCCCAGACUCAGACUCAGAUCGGACGCAGAAUCAGAUUUCUCAGAUUCCGAUGGCUGCCACUUUGGAUAUUGUAUCAGGUACUUAUCUCUCUACAGCCGGUCGCACUUCUUCUAUACUAAGUAAAAGACUACAAGAAACAUGGGAAACAUUGCAGCAAACCUCAAGCCACCAGCAGCAACAAGAAGACGCCGUGUUGGACGUUCAAGCAGCCGAAAAACUCAAUCUCUUAGCUACUGAGCUUUUACAGCCCAAGCUUAUGCAGCACAAGGACAAGAACAUUCAGUCUCUUGUUGCCUGUUGUUUGGUCGAGAUCAUGCGCGUGUCAUCACCUGACUCGCCCUUUAGCUGCGAGGAAGAAUUGUAUCGAGUGUUUAAGCUCUUUAUUGACCAAUUGAGUGCUCUGACGAUGACUCAAACGACGACAUCUAUUGCUCUGCACAGUUUGUAUGUCCUUGAGAGCUUAGCAACCGUGAAAUCGUGUCUAUUAGUCGUUGGACUGGAUUUUACUAUGGACGAAGAUGAAGAGGUGAUCAUGGUGCAAUUCUUUCGAGCACUUUUUGAGACAAUUGAAUGUGAAAAGUCGACAAAAGUUGAGACUUUGAUGCUCAACAUUAUGGUCGCGUGUCUUGAAGAAAGUGACGAUGUCGACCAGCCACUUUUGGAUGUCAUUCUGAGCCCUUUAUUAAGUGACGAGAGCUCUCGAACCAAGAGUGAAGACGAUGAACAGAGAAGCCCGUCCCAUAUGGCACGGGAAUUGAUCCGACGAACUAGUGAUCUGCUGCAAAAUCCACUUGCCAAUUUCUUUAACAAUAUUUUGAUUGACAGUCGAGGUGGAUUAGGCUCACAAAAGCCUUUCAAGCUUAAGGAGCAUGUGUACACUUUGAUUUAUGAAGUGCACAAGAUUAAUCCGUCGUUAUUGUUGUAUGUACUUCCUAAUGUGUGCCUUCAGCUGCAAGUGGAUGAAGUUGCCACUCGAUCCGAUGCUAUUGCUCUUAUGGGAAAAUUGUUUGCGUCUUCACAUGCAGAUUAUGGCCAUCAGUAUAUGAAAAACUUUUGCGAGUUUCUGGGCCGUUUUCGUGAUGCAAGCAAGGACAUUCGACUGCAAAUGAUUCAAGUUUGUGUACCGAUUUGGGAACACAAGACGGACUUAGCGAGCUUUUUGGAAAAAGAGUUUAUGUUGCGUUUGAAUGACCCGGAAUGGGAAGUGCGGCAGCUUGUGGUACACGAGUUAUGUGACUUUGCAGCAAACUGCUUGGAGCUGAUCAGCGAGGAGUGUCUUCGGGCCGUAGGAGAGCGCAUGAAGGACAAGAAAGUAGCGCUGAGAAAGGAAACGAUGACUGGUCUCAGCCAAGUAUAUAGUACACACAUUUCCUCGUGCUGGGCACUGGACGACGAGGAGGAAAACAGGCUUUUAUCACUAAACCAUCGCAAUAUUCCAGCCACUCAUAUAAAGAAACUGUGCUGGAUUCCGGAUUACGUAUUGAAGUGUUAUGCGUAUCCUCAGCAGGAGCUCAAACUCCGCGUGGUUCAGCUUCUGGAUGAUUUCCUUUUGCCCAAGGCUUUGUCAGACCGAACCCGUGCGAAUGGGCUACUGUUUAUCUUCCACUCUUUGGAUGCCACUUCGAAGGAAGCACUGCGACGAGUUUUCAUCGAACGGGCCAAGUGCCAGGAUGUCUGCAAGCAGUUUGUUGAAUUCAAAAUGCAGCAUCGUCAGAAAGGGAGCGCUACAGAGAAUGACAGUAAUGCAUUGGAAAACGCAAAAGAGCAGCUUUACACAGGACUUGCACCUCUAUUUUCGGACAUUAGUGGCCUGAACAAGCCCUUGGGAAAUCUGGCAAAGUGGAAGGAUCAUACUGUAUUCAAGCACAUGGGUGAAUUAUGCGACUUCUCAAAGAAUCAGCGUGAAAUUCGUCAUGCGAGAGAUCAGUUGGUUCGAUGUGUUGGAUCAAAAACGCCACUGGGGGAGUUUUUGAAGAAACUUUGUCGCAAGCUUUCAUUGCUGACAAUGAAUCAAGCUUUAGUUGCUGUUUUGUUGGACUUUUUGGACUUAAAGCAGGGACGGCCGUCGAGAGAGAAUCGCAGUAUCGUGGACCUGGUCGUGAUGGCGUCUGGUGCAUUACCAGAGUUAUUUGCCCCGUUCAUACGUGAAAAGGUUUCGGCGAUUCUGGUCCGAAGCAACGAUAACAGAACUACAAAUCAAUUCGCAGCGAAUGACAAAGAUGAGGACGAGGAGGACGAGGAGGAUCCGGUGCCUACCGAUCCGAGAGUCGUUCUUGGCGCCUUGCAUGUUCUUGCCAACUACUCGCGGCAUUGGUUCGUAACUCUUGGCGGAGAUGAUGCGUCGAGUGACAGUGAUGAUAGCAACACGCCGUCUGCAGCAUUAGUAAAACAGCUCCACAACUUUUGUCUUGGAGAUAGCAAUGUCGAAGCGCAAAGCUUUAACGCUGCAAAGGAAAUGCGUGCAGCAGAACUAGCAGCGUUUGCUAUUUCCCACUUCUACGGGAGAACGGAAGAUACAAUGGAGCUGAUCAGCAAGCUGUGUUUGAAAGAAAAGCUAGGUCUCCCAAAACAUCCCGGAGUGUUACCAGCGUUGCAAAGUCUCGAAGUUUUCGCAAAGCGUUGCUGCCACAUUUUUUCUGAGGACAGACCGCUAUUUUUACGGCUAUGGACACAUCUACUUGACGACUUGAUUAGCAAAAGCGACCAAACUUCUACAUUAAGCACACCAGGACACAAAGAGCAUAGACAAAAAAAUAGCAGACCGGCUGCGACAAAAGACGCUGAAGUUCGUCGCUUGGCCAUAAAGGUGGCGGUGAAUCUAGUCGUGUACUGCGGAUCCGCUAGAGGUCCGUCAAACUCGAUAGAUGAAGGUACGAAACUGAUCAAACUUCUUUUUGGAAUUUUGCGCUCGGACGGAACAACAUAUGCGUCAGCACCCACUUUGACCGCUAUGUUCCGAGCUACUGCAUCGUGUAGUCUCAUAAAGUUAAUGCGCAACCGUCAGCUCGAGGCAUCCAUGUCAGUUAGCGAGUGGCAUUUGCUCGGCUUCACGAUUCAAGACUCUAACGAAGAUGUUCGCCGCAGGUUUUUGAAAAAACUAGCGUCUCAUUUGAUGAAGCAGCAUGUCCAGUAUCCGCACAAGUAUCUCAGCUACUUGGCGCUUGCUGCUACCGACCCCAGCACCAGCUUGAAGAAAACUGCACGAAAUUUACUUAAGAUUGGUGUAGAGCGUAUGCGACGCAUCUUUGAUGCUGCGUCUUCGCGCGAGUCGGAAGUAGCUUGUAGUCCUGGUCAAUCGGGAGAUAACUCGCCCGGUAUGUGUGCACUCAUGGUACCGGAGUACGCAUUGCCAUAUGCGAUUCAUCUUCUGGCACAUCAUCCCGCAUUUCCAGUAAAGUUGGUAAAGAGAACGCCUUCUAUCAUGGUUUUGCAAAGCGCGCUGUGGACUGACCAGCUGAUGUAUCUGAGGUUCUUUCUUGACGGAUUGGUCUCGGCAAAUGCCGCAGCGGUAGACAACAUCGCUUUUUUGCUUCAGAUUUUAACUAAGCUCUCUCAGUGCCAUGACGUAACAAAUCCUGACGACGUCAAUAUUUAUCCUCUGAUAGAUAGCACAGCUGUUUUGCUCAAGAAGAAGAUCAAGAAACAGUCGAACCUGAAGCCAUUUCCGGGCAAGAUUUUCUUGCCAAAACAUUUGUAUAGCCCCGGAAGACCCAGUACGCUAGUGACUCCGGGUAGGAGAGAGGAGCCAGAGGCACCUGAAUCGCUAGGGACGACUGCAGCAUCCAGACUCAGCACGUCGCUGUCGCCAAUCAAGCCCAUGGACUUUGCUGCGCAUUUCAUGAAGCUGAAUUCUCCACUCGGGAGCUCUUUGCUCAACAGUUCCUUGAAAAAGCGCAAGCGGUCGUUUCAUAAGGAUGAUGGAAGUUAUUCGGAUGCUGAUGAGAUGAAGGAAGACAACGAUGAUGAUCCGCGUGAGUCCAUGGCGACACCACCGCGACGCCAGUCAUUGCUGGGAAAUGCUCGGCCAGCGAAGCGUACAUUUGCAGACGAUUCUAGCGAUAGCGGGGUCGAGUCAGAUGCGUUCUCGCUUUCCACCGCUACCAGGCCAAACGAGCCAGUAUGUGCAGCAUCGUCACUACCCUCCUGA
This is a messenger RNA of Peronospora farinosa, 4266 nucleotides long. Lineage: Eukaryota; Oomycota; Peronosporomycetes; Peronosporales; Peronosporaceae. The record is from the annotation of a GenBank genome assembly.